AUGACGGAGACCGGUGAUGACCUGGGCAGCGCCGUGAUGGGCAUCGACCUCGGGACGGCGUGGUCGUGCGUCGGCGUGUGCCGGCAGGGCCGCGUGGAGAUGGUAACCAACGAACACGGCGGCCGGACAACGCCGUCAUUCGUCGCGUUUACCGACACGGAGAGGCUCGUCGGUGACGCGGCCAAGAACCAGGCCGCCCGGAACCCCGCCAACACCAUCUUCGGUACCAAGCGAUUGAUGGGAAGGAGAUUCGGCGACGCGUCCGUGCAGGCCGACACGAGGCUGUGGCCGUUCAAGGUCAUCGCCGGCCGCCGCGACAAGCCAAUGAUCGCGGCGAGCUACAAGCGCAAGCCGAAGCUAGUUGCCGCUGAGGAGAUCGGCUCGAUGCUCGUCGCGAAGAUGAAGGGGGACGCCGUGGCCUACCUCGGCGCCCCCGUCACGGACGCCGUGGUCACGGUCCCCGUGUCGUUCGACAUCCUGCAGCGCCGCGCAACCAAGGACGCCUUCGCCGUCGCGGGGCUGAACGUCAUCGGCGUCGUCCACGAGCCCGUGGCCGCGGCCAUCGCCUACGGCCUCCACGAAAGCACGGAGGCGAAAAACGUGCUCGUCUUCGACCUUGGAGGUGGUACCACCAGCGUGGCGCUCCUCGCGGUUGCGGCGAGCAAGAUCACGGUCCUGGGAACCGCCGGUGAGCCCCAACUCGGCGGUGAGGAUUUCGACAGCCGCAUGGUGGAGUACUUGGUCGACCAGUUCAAGACAGAGUACAAAAAAGAUGUCAGUGGCAACGCGAGGGCUCUGGUGAGGCUGAGAACAGCCUGCGAGCACGCGAAGAGGACGCUCUCGUCGGCGACCUGGGCUGCCAUCGAGAUCGACUGUUUGCUCGACGGCAUCGACUUCCGCACGGCCAUCACCCGCGAUCAGUUCGAGGACCUCAACUUAGACCUGUUCUGCAAGUGCUUGGACCCCAUCAAAAAGUGCCUCAGCGACGCAAAGAUCCGGAGGAGCGAUGUGCACGACGUCUUCCUCGUCGGCGGGUCCACUCGAAUCCCCCGCGUGCGGCGUAUGCUUCAGGACUUGUUCGACGGGAAAGAGCUCUGCCCAGACAUCAUUCCCGAGGAGGCGGUGGCCCGUGGAGCUGCCAUCCUGAGCGCCAUGGCCAGCCGCGUGCCCGCCGGUGACUUGCUGGACCUGUUCCUGCUGGACGCCACGCCGCACUCGCUCGGCGUGGAAGCGUCCGGAGAUGGCAUCAUGACCGUGAUCGUCCCAAAGAACACCACCAUUCCUAUCAGGAGGGAGCAGAUCGUUUCCCUCCAGCCCCAUCAGAAGAGAAGUGUCGUUAUCUCGGUGUUUCAAGGGGAGAACGCCACUGCAAGGAAGAACAGGUUGCUCGGAGAGCUCAAGCUUUCGGUUGUCCAUCAUGGUGAUGGAGCGCACACCGGAGCCAAGCGCCAGAUUUCAGUGUGCUUCGACAUCGAUGCCGACGGCGUCCUGACAGUGUAUGCGACAGACAAGGCGACCAAGCGUAGGCACCAGAUGAGGUUCAUGGACAAAGGGCAGCUAAGCAGCGAGGAGAUCGCGAGGAUGGCCGAGGAGGCAGCGGAGUACAUGGCAGAAGAUGCGGAGAAGAGGGAGAGGGCGGAAGCAAAGAAUCUGCUCGAAGAAUACUUGUACCAGAUGCGCCGUGCAAUUGAGGUUGAGAGGAAGAAGGUGGACGAUGCGCUCUCUACCGUGGAACUGAUGAUUCAGCAGGUGCUGGACGACCAGGUUUCCAGCGCCAGAAAGUUCCUAGACGAUUUGGAAGGGCUUAAGAAGUCAGCGAAGCAUACAAUUGUAGGAGAGCAGGGUCAUGCGUAA
This is a messenger RNA of Triticum turgidum subsp. durum (durum wheat), 1854 nucleotides long. The record is from the annotation of a GenBank genome assembly. NCBI's taxonomy places the organism in Eukaryota, Viridiplantae, Streptophyta, Magnoliopsida, Poales, Poaceae.